UUCACGAAUCCACCGUUCGCUGAAUUUUUAAUAUCAAAUGUCACAUUCAUUUCGUUUCAACUUUUUCUACAGUUCUUAAAACUACUCGUAUUCGUGUGUUUCUAGUCUUCGAAUUCACAAAUAAACUGGCACAGACAAAGCUGGAUUUCUAAACGUGGCUAAAGAUGAAGAAGCCGAACCGAUUUUGCUACCAAUUGAAGAGGAUGGUAGUCUGUUGCUUUCUACACUGCAAUCGCAGUAUCCGGGUGCGACCGGAAUGAAGUAUAAAUGUCCGGAUACAAACUGUGACAUCGGCAUUCGACUGAAUGAGGGGCGAAUGUUUCCUACACCCGGAAAUAAUGGAUGGGGGUCAACAGUAUAUUUAUGCGUCAUCCCGAAAGAUAAUGAAUGCAGGCCAGUGGAAUCGAAUUCGGAAGCAUCAUGGUCACAUAUUUGGACUAAAAUCAAACAAAUCUGUCGCUAUCGAGGAUUACCGAGUAAAACACACAUCGACUAGAACAAUUCAAUGCUCCUCACCAACUACGGCUGCAUUUCGAAUGAGGGCAAAAAUCCGAUUUACAUUGAUGGUAUGCCGUUGCUCUCGGGUAGUUAAUUCGAAUAAAUAACAAUUGCAUUAUCGAGAUUGCCGGUCUACGAUUCAUUUUUCUUACCAAUAAUGAGCUCAUUGAAGCGAUUGGUCUGAACUGGACGCUUAAUUAGAUCAUGUGUGCUAGAUGAAAUAUUUUGUGUAUUUACGAUGUUCCAAUUAAUCGUAGUGUCACUGACUUAACGAAAAGAAAGGGACAACAAGAACACAGCACUUAUGUCGCCGAUAUUUGUUGCAUAACUGACUAUGAGUAGUACCAGAAUGAUUUGAGCUGGUAAAACGGCGAAUCACACGGUUGCUACAUGACAUUCGUCGACGCACAUGCCAGAGUGAUCAAAAUUGGGAAGAGUUUAAACAAAGCUUUGCUUUAACUCAUUGCGCAGAAAUGGGCCAAAUUUGACCCAUUUUCUAAAAUAAUAUUAAUGUGUCCCAAAUAUCUCGGAUAUUGAGCCUCUACUCAAUACAUGGCUUAGAGAUUUGAUAAUACUAUUGGAAAUAUACCCGAUGGGUGUUCUGAAAUGGUACAAUAUACGUUUUUGCGAGCAAAUGUAAAAAAAAAAUCAGAUUCAUCAACUUUGUUAUUCUGAAGGUACGCGAAGUCAUAAUAUAGUUUUUGUGUAAGAUCUAUCGAUCUGGGGCGAUAUUGAGAUCAAUAGGCCUAUGCUCUUGAACAGCUUCUUCAAAUAUUGAUUAUUUUUUGCAUCUGUACUUGCCGUGCUGCAAUACAACACAAAUACUAGCAUUUUAUUAUGAAUAACAGAACUAAUGUGGCUCAGCAAGUUAUAGUAGCAUGAAUCUCAGUAGCUUUGAUUUUUAAAUGUAAUGAUAUGUCACGACCAUUCCUUAUUUCGUGUUGGCAAAGCGUUUGGAAAUCACCAAUAAAAAAAUUUAGCCUGUAAAGCUUGUGUAUAUAAAUUUCUAAAUUUAUCUUUUUUCGUAAAAUUUACAAAUUCGCCGUGAUGGCUCCUCGUAGCAAAAGGUUAGUGACAAAAGUUAUUGAUUCGAAACAAUACAACGAAUCAACGAAUUUUUUCUGUUGCGUACCAGGACCGAAAAAGUUGCUCCAGAAGAUUUUUGUAAUCUAUUGGUAGAAUCAGAAUUGGAAGAUAGCGAUGACGAUGAGGCAGAAUGCACGUUCGAGCAACAGAGCCGACGUAUUAGAAUCGGCAGCCAAGUAUUGACACUGGACGAGGAGCAAUUUGUUGAGGACGAUAGCGAUGAAGAUGAUUUUGAAGGAUGGUCAAGUUUGGAUCUAUUGACAAACGUGAAUGCUGCUGUUACGAAAACUGGUAUCGAUCAAUGGAAGUGGACUCCCAAGGACAAAGUAAAAUGGGGUAAAGGAAUCGUCAACAAACACAAUUUCGAAUAUCAACAGACGGAUGACGACGAUGCAGACGAAGAGUAUUGGUCACCUCUUGAAUAUUUUUCGAAAUAUAUUCCAGAGUCAAUCUUUGACGAUAUGGUGACAUACACGAACUUAUACGCAGAGCAGCAAGACGCUAAAAAAUGGAGACCCACGGAUAAGGCGGAAAUGAAAAUUUUUAUCGGACUUCAAAUUAUGAUGGGCAAUUUGAAGUUGCCGCGGAUCGAACUGUAUUACAGCAAGGAAUUGGAUUUGAAAAUGUUUACAGACAGCAUUCCAAUCUAUCGCUUCUAUUUGUUGCGAACUAACUUCCAUCUGAUCGAUGUCACGACCAUUCCGAAUAACUCGUCCGACAAAUUUAUCAGAGUUCGCCCAUUGAUGGAUUCGGUGCGACGACGAUGUCUCCAACUGCCACUCGAAGAAUAUUUAUCAAUCGACGAACAAAUGAUACCAAUGAGAGGCAGAGCUACGAAAGGAGUGAAGCAGUUUGUGAAAAAUAAACCAAAGAUCCGAUGGGGCAUCAAAAAUUUGGUUUUGUGUGGUAAAAGUGGCCUGGCCUACGACUUUAUUUGUUACCAAGGCUCAACCACGGAAUUUGAUCAGAAAAUGCUAUCAACAUUUGGGUCAGGUGCUACCAUGGUGCUGCAUUUGGCGAACAGAAUUGAAGGAGUUGGCCACAAACUGUUCUUUGACAAUUAUUUUUCCACCUUCCCACUUUUCCAAAUCCUGGCUCAAAAAAAAAUUUACGCUACCGGUACAAUUCGAUUAGACCGUUUUUCGAAGCCGCCAUUUUCUACGGAUUCUGAAAUGAAGAAGAUAGGACGAGGAUGCUCUGAAGAGGUCGUCUGCUCGGAUCGAUCUGUCGUUUGUGUAAAAUGGUACGAUAACAAAUGUGUGGCUUUGGCGUCGAAUUACGUUGGGGUUGGAACACCUGACAAAGCUUAUCGAUUCGAUAAGAAUUCCAAUCAAAAGAUAAGUAUUGAUCGUCCGGAGAUCGUUCAAAAGUACAACAUGAAUAUGGGCGGAGUGGAUCUAAUGAACCAAAUGAUCAGCUACUAUCGUAUUUUCAUUCGAUCGAAAAAAUGGACUUUGAGAAUGGUCUCCCAUUUUAUCGAUUUUUCUAUCGUGCAGUCCUGGAUUGAAUAUAAAAUUCACUGCAAACGGGCUGAAGUACCACAACGACAAAUUAUGGACCUCUUGGCAUUCAGAAUGAAAUUGGCGAAACAACUUAUAUACUUCGAACAAACCGGCAAACGAAAUGCUCGAAUCACACUCGAAGAUGUUCGAACGAAGCACCAACGAAACGACAAAUCACGAGAAUGCCGUACCGAUAAAGACAUUCGAUACGAUGGAAGCUAUCAUCUGCCAAAGUAUUCUGAGAAUCGCCUGCGAUGUAAGCUCGAAUCAUGUAACUCGAAAUCUCAGAUCUACUGUACAAAGUGUAAUGUUCAUCUUUGCGUGAACAAAAGCAACGAUUGCUUCUAUGAGUAUCAUCGGAAACCUUGAGAAUUAUGUUCAUUUCUUACUGGCUUCAAUUUAAAUUUUUGUUUUUCUUCUCAUUUUUAAUAAUAUUUUUAAAACUUGAACUUCUGUGGUGAGUGGAACAAGUAUGAUAUGAAUUUUAUGUAAUAAAGUUCCUCUUGUCUAAAUAAAAAAAAAUAUUUUUCUCAAUCGGUGGAACUUGCGUCACAUCUCUUAUGAUCAUUGGGCCAAACUUUCAGAUUUAUUUAUUUAUUCAUCAGAGAACAACAUUGAAUUGUUCGCCCCUUGCUCACUGUUCAAAUUUUAGAUAUCUUUUAUUAUCGUUGCCUUGCUUUCGUUCGUUCGUAAAAAAAAAAUGUUGUCAAACAAUCUGCUCUCGGACUAUCACAAUAGGUAGAAAUGUUUAGAUGAAUAACAGAACAACAUUCGAUUUUUUGUUCUCAUAUUGUAUUAGUAGCGUACAUGGGAUGCUGCGAAAAUAACUCAUUGCGUAUGAGGUAAAAAUUUUGUCACUAAAGCAAACUCGCAAGUUGCUUUUAGCAACAAGUUUCUGUAAUGAUCUUUUCUAUAAA
Bradysia coprophila is the source of this 4003-nucleotide messenger RNA. RefSeq names its product piggyBac transposable element-derived protein 3-like. The record is from RefSeq and is a predicted model, not a curated record. Lineage: Eukaryota; Metazoa; Arthropoda; Insecta; Diptera; Sciaridae.